AUGCCCGCGAUAUUAACGAAGAUAAGGGAGCAGGCGUUUAAGGUACAGCCGACGAUUGCUUUGGGGGUUGGAGUUGGUGUGGCGUUGGCGGCCUGCGCUGCUUACGGUGCGAGGGAGAAGAAACCGAGCAUCACAUGCCAUAAUAAUAAUAACUAUAAGGUAGCUAAAAAUGGUCAAUUGGAAGCCGUGUCGAAUGGUGAGGCUACCACUUGUGGUGGUAGGUGUGGGGCUGCUCAAUGUGCUCUGUGCCGCGGUGAAGUGGACACAGACAACAAACAAAAUAUUGAAGAUGCAGACGAAACUCAAUCAGUGGAAGAGCACGUGCCAGGGUUGAACCUUGAGUUCCUCAAACAGAUCGUCAGCCUGGCGAAGAUCAUGGUCCCAGGAUUUAGGAGCCACGAGGUCGCCUUGCUAUCGGCUCAUACCGUCUGCCUGUUCUCUAGAACCUUCCUCUCUAUAUAUGUGGCUUCCUUGGAAGGAUCUAUAGUGAGACACAUAGUCCAAAAGGACCUUAGGUCUUUCGCGGCGCUGUUGAUGCAGUGGUUCGGUAUCGCGAUACCAGCUACCUUCAUCAAUUCCAUGAUCAGGUACCUGGAGAGCCGACUGGCGCUCGCCUUCCGCACCCGCCUCGUUAACCACGCGUACGAACUAUACUUCAAGAACCAAACAUACUAUAGAGUCGCCAAUUUAGAUGCUAGGAUAGAAAACGCUGAUCACAGAUUGACAGAAGACGUGUCAGUGUUCAGUCAGUCAGUGGCUCAUCUGUACAGUUCACUAACGAAGCCCUGCUUCGACCUUCUACUGAUAGUGUUGACACUCGCCACAUACUCCAAUAAGAUGAAAGGAAAUAUAUUCCUUGGUCCGGGUAUAGCGACGGUGGUGAUCUGCCUCACGGGCCAGCUGCUGCGGAUCUUGAGUCCCAGGUUCGGUGCCCUGGCCGGGGAGGAGGCGCGCAUGAAGGCCAACCUGCGACACGUACACUCCAGACUGAUAGCUCAUGCUGAGGAAGUUGCCUUCUAUGGUGGACAUAAGGUAGAACUAAGCCAGUUACAGUCAGCAUAUAAAGAAUUGGUCGCUCAGAUGACGUCAGUGUUCAAUAAGAAGCUGUGGUACGUGAUGUUGGAGCAGUUCUGUAUGAAGUAUGUGUGGUCCGGCACUGGAAUGGUGAUGUUAGCACUGCCCAUACUUACAGGGACCAGGAUAGAUGGUAAUACAGGCGAGGGUAUCAGCGCCAGGACGGAGUACAUGACCACGUCCAGGAACCUGCUGAACUCAGCCGCGGACGCUAUAGAGAGGCUCAUGUCUAGUUACAAGGAGAUCGUCACUCUGGCCGGUUACUCCCGCCGCGUGUCAGACAUGCUGGUCGUGUUCGGCGAGGUCGCUAGAGGUCGUUGUGUGCGAGCUGUUCACGUCUCGUCUCCUAACACCAACGGGUUUCAAGUCACAUUCAAGGACGGACAGCCGGUUCCGCAGGGUAAAAUUUCGUACACAACGGAUCUGUCGAUACAUUUACGUAACGUGCCAAUAGUGACCCCGUCGUGUGACGUGGUCGCUAGCGGGGUGACGCUGGAACUCCGGCCCGGGACGCAUCUACUUAUUGUUGGACCUAACGGAUGUGGGAAGUCCAGCUUGUUCCGCAUCAUCUCCGGUCUUUGGCCAGUGUUCGGAGGCGAGCUGAGCGUGCCUCGUCCGUGUGAGUGUGCUCAUUGCGCUGAGCACGACGCGCCGGGGACACCCCCGGAGAGGUGCCUCGCUAGACCCGUCAUGUUCUAUAUACCGCAGAGGCCGUACAUGUCUGAGGGUUCGCUGAUCGACCAGAUCACGUAUCCAUCCCGCGCGGGCCCUGAGGACCUUGCAGCGGAGGCCCGCGCGGCCCACAUCCUACGAGUCGUGCGUCUGGACGCGUGUGCCGCCAGACACGGGGGGCUGCGGGCCGUGAGGGACUGGAGGAGCACGCUGUCUGGGGGCGAGAAACAGAGGGUGGCGUGCGCUAGGAUGUUCUACCACAGGCCGGUGUACGCGCUGCUGGACGAGUGCACGAGCGCCGUGUCCAUGGAGACGGAGGUGGUCAUGUACGAGGAGGCCGUCAAGGAGGGCAUCACGCUGCUGUCCAUCACGCACAGGCCGAGCGUGUGGAAAUACCACACCCACGUCCUGGAAUUCGACGGAACCGGAAACUGGUCGUUCAGACCCUUGGAGAAGGACGCUGCGGCCAUCACACCAGCACUACCAAGAAUCAGUGAGGUUAAAGAAGAAGAUACAAAAGAACCCACUAUUAACUGA
Danaus chrysippus (African queen) is the source of this 2283-nucleotide messenger RNA. Lineage: Eukaryota; Metazoa; Arthropoda; Insecta; Lepidoptera; Nymphalidae. The record is from the annotation of a GenBank genome assembly.